Messenger RNA from Cornus florida, 639 nucleotides. Its product is annotated as putative germin-like protein 9-2. Gene Ontology annotation, cellular component: cell wall. Lineage: Eukaryota; Viridiplantae; Streptophyta; Magnoliopsida; Cornales; Cornaceae. The coding region runs from base 1 to 639 and encodes 212 amino acids. Gene Ontology annotation, molecular function: manganese ion binding. The transcript is spliced from 2 exons. The record is from RefSeq and is a predicted model, not a curated record.
AUGCCGGUCACUGUAUCUGCGCGUUCCAACAAUGGCCUCAAUAUUGUUCAGACAUGUUCUGCUGUUCCUUUCAGCAAUGGUGGUUGGAUCCUGGAUGGUCCAAGCAUAGUCCCAGGAAACUCCAACAGCAUUAACGGUAGUUUCUUCACCUUCACAGGAAUGCACGGAAUAUUUGAUGAGCCGGGAGUCCCAGCCCCGCCAUACUUUAAGGUAACGAAAGCUAGCAUGGCAGAGUUCCCGGCUCUGAAUGGGCAGAGUGUCUCACAAGCCGUGCUUCAGUUCCCAGCUGGUGCUGUUAACCCACCUCACAGCCAUCCGCGCUCUGCAGAUCUUCUUUUCGUCGUGGUAGGUAGUCUUGAAGUGGGAUUCGUUGACACCUCGAACAAACUCUUCACUCAAAAGCUCCAAAUGGGGGACAUGUUUGUGUUCCCUAAAGGACUAAUUCACUAUCAAUACAAUGCUGAUGGCCAAGUACAAGCCAUAGCCAUCUCCGCCUUUGGUAGUGCAAAUGCCGGGACUGCUGCUCUUCCUGCCACUCUCUUUGCCACUGGCAUUGAUGAUGGAAUUCUGGCCAAGUCCUUUAAAACUGAUGUUACUACCAUUCAGAAGAUCAAGGCGGGUCUCGCACCCAAGGCUUAG